Messenger RNA from Scedosporium apiospermum, 423 nucleotides. RefSeq names its product Integral membrane protein. Bases 1 to 423 code for a protein of 140 amino acids. The record is from RefSeq and is a predicted model, not a curated record. The transcript has 2 exons. Lineage: Eukaryota; Fungi; Ascomycota; Sordariomycetes; Microascales; Microascaceae.
AUGAUUCAUCACCAGCCGCCGCCUGGCUACACGACGCCGCCCUUUCCUAGCUUAACAUGGGAGAUCCUCGACCCGACGGAGAGAAAGGAGCGGUCCUUGUUUUACAUCAGUGAUAUAUGGAGGUUCACGCUGCUAUGGACGCUCAUCAUUUACGCCAUCUUCCACCUUGCCUCUGCCAGCAUCGCAGUCGUGAUGCACGGUCAUAAGAGGUCUGCGUGGAAGUAUCUCUGGAUCGUCCCUGUCGCCUAUUUGUUUGUGGCAGGAGCUCAAGGUCUUGUUGCAGGGAGCGUGGUCGGACUGAUGCUCGGUGCCGUUUACAACGCAGGCUAUUUCUCGAUGUCCCCGUGGAUCCCCUUCGCCUGGGGCUGGAUCAACGUCCUCGUCCUAGUCAUAUCGUCGUUUUCAAUUCAAGGCGGUCUAUGA